Symbiodinium sp. CCMP2592 is the source of this 318-nucleotide messenger RNA. NCBI's taxonomy places the organism in Eukaryota, Dinophyceae, Suessiales, Symbiodiniaceae. The record is from the annotation of a GenBank genome assembly.
GAAUGGAAAAGGUGGCAAGGGAAAGGGCAUGAUGGAGAUGAUGGGGGGAUGGGGGGGCAGCUGGGGCAAGGGAAGCUGGGACUGGGGUUGGGACAUGGGAGGUUGGGGCAAAGGCGGAUGGGACGCAGGUUGGGGCAAAGGCGGCGGCUGGGACAAGGGCGCUGGACCUCAGAAGGGCUUCGGCAAAGGAGACAGUUGGCAGAGUCCAAGCAGUUGGGAGAAAGGCGGCAGCUGGAGCAAGGGAAGCAGCUGGGAUAAAGGUGGUUCGGACACGGGCGCAGACAAAGGAGGCUGGGGCAAAGCAGGCAUCCCGGCCAA